UGCAUAAAUCCGUAAGCUUUUAAUUAUUGCAGAUAAUUUAAUUCGUCCCUACAUAGAAUAAGAAGUACAAAUUCCAGUGCCAGCGAAGGGUAUUUUUUAUACAUCUGGCAUCCACAUAGAGUAGGACCGGAAUACUUCCAGAAAGUUACACCGUCGUCACCUACACAAACACACCGCACACAGUGCCCGUGCUAAUCUUCCGGAGAGCGGAGCAGUGGUCAGUGGAAAACUACCCAGGUGUGCGUCUCGAACAGACCGUAAAAGCGGAAAACUGACCGGGUCAGAACCAAUCAGCAACAAGCCAACAAAUAUACGUGUUGGGUAAGCCCAUUCGCGGAACCCGAAUCGGCUCCGAUUCCGCCCGCUCCGCUGGCCAUGUACGUCCACGAGUGAGUCACGUGUAGUGGUGUUCGUAUUCCCGUAGUGUAUGUGAGCGAUGAUAAAGACAAAAGAAUAACUUUUUAGAACAGGUCGUAGGAAAUUUACGGGACGCGUUUUGUUCGAGCUCUGUGGUGAAAACUAACGAAAAAUCACUGAAUAAGCAUCGAAGCUACACAAAUAAACUGUUUCAAACGCUACGCAAACCAGACUUGAGAAUUCUUGUGAAAUAGACAGGCGUGAGGAGUGCAAUCAGCCGCGAAAAUCGCGCGACAGCCGCCAGUGAACAAAGUGAUCUCGGCAACGAGCAAUUUCCCUUGUGCAGUUCAGCGUGUGUGCAGGACUUAUUGAAGCAUCUCAGAAACGAAAUUCGCAGCAGGACCCAUUUGUUUCGACGAAGCUCAAAAAAUAAAACCAGUUUCUGACUGGAAGUAAUAUGAGUAAUGCUAUCAACCAAAAUGGUACAGGUCUAGAGCAGCAGAUUGCUGGUCUGGACUUGAAAGGCGGAAGAGCCGAUAACGGCAGCCCCGUUAAUAAUUUUUCGUCUAAUUCGAAUUCAACUGCUCGUUAUAUUCCACCUCAUUUGAGAGGAGGAACGACUAAUAAUAACCCGCCAUUGACGGCAGAAAAGGACCGUGAAUUUACUCGGGACAAUAGAGACUAUCGCAACGAUAGGGAUCGAGAUUAUAGAGGAGACAGAGAUUUCCGUGGCAACAACAGUGACUUCCGAGGAAAUAACUCAAGACGAUUCAACAAUCGAGAUCAACGAAUAGAUCGCGGGGGAGACUUUGGUAAUUUUACAAGACGUCGGAACGACGAAAAUUAUCAAAACGGUGACGCAUUCGAUUCCAGACGUGGGGAGGAUUGGUACCGUAGCGGUGGACCCCGUGCUGGGUCGCGUGGCGGUGAUCGCGAUAGGGAGCGUGACAGAGGAGAACGUGAUCAAUUGCCUCCACAACGUACUAAUGACCGCUGGGUUGAACCAACGGAAAAACGGAGUGAUACUGGUAGUGUCAACAACUUUGGAGGGAAGUGGAAGGACGAAAGACGCAAUGAAGUCGAUUACACAGUUCUCGGACCGCGCGAUGAACGCUUGGAACUUGAGCUUUUUGGCACAGCCAACACCGGUAUCAAUUUUAGCAAAUACGAAGACAUACCCGUGGAGGCGACGGGCAAUCAGGUGCCUCCACAUAUCACAUCCUUCGAUGACGUCAAGCUGACAGAGAUUAUUACCAACAAUAUAAUUUUGGCAAGAUAUGAUAAACCGACACCGGUUCAAAAGUAUGCAAUUCCGAUCAUUAUCAAUGGUCGCGAUCUGAUGGCAUGUGCUCAAACGGGUUCCGGUAAAACGGCUGCGUUCUUAGUACCAAUACUAAACCAGAUGUAUGAGCAUGGUAUCAAGGGUGCACCUCCAAACAACCGUUCAUAUCGUCGCAAGCAAUAUCCACUGGGAUUAGUUCUUGCACCCACUCGCGAAUUGGCUACACAGAUAUUCGAGGAAGCUAAAAAAUUCUCGUAUCGUUCGCGCAUGCGUCCGGCAGUUCUGUAUGGAGGAAACAAUACUAGCGAACAAAUGCGGGAACUAGACAAAGGUUGUCACCUGAUUGUUGCUACCCCCGGACGUCUCGAAGAUAUGAUAACAAGAGGAAAAGUAUGUCUAGAUAACAUACGAUUUUUGGUGCUAGACGAAGCUGACAGGAUGUUGGAUAUGGGUUUCGAACCACAAAUUCGUCGUAUUGUGGAGCAGAGCAAUAUGCCGCCGACCGGAGAAAGACAAACACUUAUGUUCUCAGCAACUUUCCCAAAAGCCAUCCAAGAGUUGGCCAGCGAUUUUCUGCACAAUUACAUUUUCUUGGCUGUUGGUCGUGUUGGCUCAACAUCCGAAAAUAUAACACAAACUAUUCUACAUGUUUCCGAACAGGACAAACGUUCAUAUUUAUUAGAUCUUUUGAAUAACAUAAAGAACGGAAGCCCCGAGUAUUCGAAAGAUUGUCUGACCCUGAUCUUUGUUGAAACCAAGAAAGGAGCCGACGCUCUCGAAGAAUUCUUGUACAAAUGCAACCACCCGGUAACUAGCAUUCACGGUGACAGAUCUCAGAAGGAACGCGAAGAAGCAUUGCGUUGCUUCCGAUCGGGUGAUUGCCCCAUUCUAGUAGCAACAGCUGUUGCCGCUAGAGGACUUGAUAUUCCUCAUGUUAAACAUGUCAUUAAUUUCGAUUUACCGUCAGACGUCGAAGAAUAUGUGCAUCGUAUUGGCCGUACAGGUCGUAUGGGUAAUCUCGGAGUGGCGACGAGCUUCUUCAACGAGAAAAAUCGUAAUAUUUGUGCAGACCUAAUGGAACUUCUGAUUGAAACAAAGCAGAAAAUCCCUGAAUUUCUCGAAGACAUUAUGGCACAGGAACGAUCGUAUGGUGGAGGCAAGCGUAUGAAUCGCGGUGGUGGCGGAUCUCGAUACUCCAAUUCAGGUGGAUUCGGUUCACGAGAUUAUCGUCAACAGUCGAGCGGCGGUGGAAAUAGAGGGUCGAGUAAUCGAAGUGGAGGCGGCGGCGGAGGCUAUCGGAAUAAUGGCAACGGCUAUGGAGGUCGGGGAAAUUCUGGUGGCUAUUAUGGAAAUGGUGGCAAUUACGGCGGAAGUUACAGCCAAUCAUACUCUAACAAUUCGUCAGCUCCAGAUUGGUGGGAAAACUAAAUAUCCAGUACGAGAAAAGAAACAGAUCGAGCAUCAAUACAACUUUUUAUGUAGCAGUUAAUGUAUGCAAUCCUUAUUAUUAAAGCAGAAACUUUCCGUCUAAUGUUGACAACAGGUUUAAAAUAGCAGAAAAAACAUGAAAAAAACAAAAGAUAAUAUAAAUAUUUAUUCUUUCUUAAAAAAUGAUAAUUUCCAUAUAAAAACCUUGUUAGGAUUCUUAUGUGCACUUUUUAUUUGAAAUUUAUUCAAAAUGUUCUUAAUUAUUACAAACCAAGUAAAAGAAAAAUAACAAAAAAAUAAAACCUAUAAAAACUCUAUUAAACUUUUCCUCAUCUAGAACCAGCACACAUGAAUUCUCGUUUAUGAUUUCUCUUUCCUUGUCCGCUCUCCGCCACACUCAACUUGAAAGUCGUUAAAAGAUGAAAUAUAUAAAAUUUGUUCUUUUUAAUUUAUUAUGCUUCCCCUAGAAGAAAUAAACUAUAACAGUACUUUAAUGAAAUAGAAGAAGUGUUAUUGCUCUACAAUAAAGAGAAUAUUUCCAAAACAACAGAAUACCCAACUAUUCUUAUAUAGCGAGUGAUUAUGGAAACGGAAAGUAUGAAUCUUACACUUAUGGACCGUUCCGAAUUUUUUAAUUCACGUGUUGUUUUCAUCGUAGUAAAUUGCCAGCCCGCUGAGGCGCUUGAUAGGGCAAAGAAGGGACAGAAAAUAUAUUUACACUGGUAAAAGUACAUUUUUUCCUGAUGAAAAUCUUUUAUUCCAGUUACGAAUUUCAUAAUUUAUUUAGAAUAGAGAACUUUGUAAAAGAAAUUCUUAAGAAUUAUAUAAUAUGAGACCCAUAAUCACUUA
This is a messenger RNA of Hermetia illucens (black soldier fly), 3916 nucleotides long. RefSeq names its product ATP-dependent RNA helicase bel (gene bel). Gene Ontology annotation, molecular function: RNA helicase activity; ATP binding; RNA binding. NCBI's taxonomy places the organism in Eukaryota, Metazoa, Arthropoda, Insecta, Diptera, Stratiomyidae. Gene Ontology annotation, biological process: cell differentiation; gamete generation. Bases 815 to 3067 code for a protein of 750 amino acids. The transcript has 6 exons. The record is from RefSeq and is a predicted model, not a curated record. Gene Ontology annotation, cellular component: P granule; nucleus.